CUUGUUAUCAGCAUACGAUAACGGUCUGCGAUUGUUCGGGCUCCGUCAACAGUGCUGGCUGACGCUCCAACGGUGUUUUUCCAGUUGAGUUGUGGGUGGUGUUAGGAAGGGUUAGAAAGAACAAGAGUGUAAACACAAUCCAGAUAAACAGUUUGAUACAGCUCAAACGUGACGUUAUGUAAAGAGUCCACGUGACCCUGCGCGAGAGGAACGUUUGACGGAACAGCUGACGGAGGACGGGUCACCACAGAAACGCUUUUCGGAUCAAAAAUAACUGCGCUGUUUCCACUACGACCGUACCCAUUUGGAGGAACCAUGGCUUCAGCGAAAUGCUCGAGAUAUUCCCUGUACUGGGAGGAGACUGAGUGCCUGAGCUACUAUGAGAUGCUGUCCCUCCAUGAGAUCUGUGAAAUCGUGGGCUCCCAACUCACAGAGACUGAUGUCGAGGUUUUGUCCUUUCUCCUCGAUGAAGCUUAUCCUGGAAAACAUCCCCUCGAUCCAGAGGGAUGGACAGAUGAGUUGCCUCCAGGUCCUGAUGGAUCUUCACAGGGUAAUUCUCCAUGUCCUUGGCUUCUGAAAACAUGGCGAAGAAUACAGCCGCAGAAUGAGCCGUGCCCAAUCGCCGGUUGCCACAGACCCAAGAGUGGCGUUGAACUGCUGUUGGAGUUGGAGAGGCGAGGAUACUUGAGCGAAGCAAACCUCAAACCUUUAUUGCAGUUGCUGCGAAUUCUGACACGACAUGAUGUCCUGCCAUUUGUCUCACAAAAGAAAAGAAGAACAGUGUCGCCAGUGCGAGAGAUGGUAGAAUACCAAGCGGUGGAUACCAGAGGGGACACACAAUUCAGCUCAAACUCAGAUGUACCAUCAUUGGAAAACACACAAGACCACCAGUGGAGAGCGGGGACUGGCUCUUCCGUGACAACAACCAGCCCGGUCCGACGGAAGCGAGGUAGAGGUCACCACUGGAGCAGAAAAUCUAGGGGCAAGCCUGAAAUCCAGCCUCAGCCAACACCCAACAAAGUGACCUGUGAUGUCCGGCUACGUGUGCGUGCGGAGUAUUCAGAGCACGAGUCAGCCCUUCGUGGAGGAGUUUCUUCAGACAAGCAGCAGCCGUUGGAGAGGCAAUUUGAACUGUUCAACCGAGCGAGCAUGCUGCUCCGUACCCGGGAUCUGGGCUCUAUUGUUUGUGAUAUCAAGUUCUCGGAACUUGCCAACCUGGAUGCCUUCUGGGCAGACUAUCUGAGUGGGGCGCUGCUCGAGGCACUGAAAGGAGUCUUCAUCACAGACUCUUUGAAAAGGGCAGCGGGGCAGGAGGGGGUCCGGCUGCUUGUCAGUGUGGAUCAGGAUGACUACGAGGAGGGCAGGAAACUGUUGCUCAGAAGCCAGACACAUAAUGGGACAAACUGGGGAACACAAAGUCUGCCCUGAGAAAUGUCAGUUUCACUUGGGACCUUCAACUAUGAUGGACGAAGAUGAUGUUUUGCCUUUUUAUUUCAUUGAGUGUUGGUGACCCUGGGAAGGAGAGCCUGUUGGAAGAGUCUAGAUUAAACUGGGCAGCCGUUUUGUUGGACACUGACUGUUUCUGAAGGAAAAAUUAUUGAGUUUUCAGAGGUUGGGUUCAAAUAUAGGGCUGUCUCUCUCUCUACUGCAGGUCAGUUUAAACAUGGACAAAUGCACACCCAUAGAAAACAAAAGAUGGAGGUUCUGCAUCUGUACCACUUAGUCUGCCACAGGUGGUAUGUGGAUAGAAGUUUUUUCCAAAUGUGAUGACAUACAAUGAACCACUGAAUUCAAGUUAUGUGUUUAACUUUGUUUGGGAAAUUUAAAAUGACCUCUUUGAUAAAAGAUAGGAAUGAUUGGAAUACACAACAAAUAUGUAACCCAAAAGGAUAUACAAAUCAAAGAAUGAUUUAUAAACAUCCAAAUGUAUAGUUAACAAAAAGAUUGUUAGGAUUUUUAUUUUAUUUGAAAAGGUUUUGAAAGAUUGAAUGGUAACUUAAUUCUUAGGAGUUUGGGCUGGUAACAAUGCUUCAGAUGACCAAAUGUACACUUCCACCAUUGGACCGUUUAAUAUGUUGUGUAACUUAACUUCUCCAGAGUGCACUGUUGUACUGCUUAUAAGAGUCAACUUAGAUAACAUUGGAAAUCCUUCAUACAGUAUCUGACUGGAACAAAUCUAUCAAAGUUGCCAAAUUUGAAGCUUUAUUGAGGAUGGGGAAAUACCACAAGAUGGAACCGAGAUUAACUCUGCUUUUUUACAACAAGGACUUUCUACAGUGUGCACCACUGUGAGAUUACAUGUGUCCCACCAUCUGUCCCAACAUUAUUUGUCUCAGAAACAAGGUCAUGGAUCAUCAAGGCCUUUGGAUGCCUUUGUAAACUGAUGAUAGAAAAAUUGUUAAUUAUAAUUAGAUGCCCACUGAUUUGACACCAGCCUUAACACAACUGGAUUAACCUCUAGUCAUGUUUCUGGACUAGUGUGUUCUUAUAAAGAAAGAAUGUGUUGACCCUUUGGUUAUAUUUGUACUCUUAUGACAAAAGUGCAAAGAAGAUAAAAGUUCAGUAGUAUUUAGUGGUAAUUCAGUUUGGAACAGUCCUGUCAUGACACCAAUGUAAGUGAAUUGGGAGUGGAACAUUGAACGCUUUUGUGUUUUCAUGUUUUUGUUUAAAAUUAUAUUACUUGAUAUUGUUUUGGAAUAUGUACAUUUAUUUAACUAUAUAAUCCCUAAUAAAGUCCU
This is a messenger RNA of Sinocyclocheilus grahami, 2738 nucleotides long. Its product is annotated as DNA-binding death effector domain-containing protein 2-like. The coding region runs from base 316 to 1428 and encodes 370 amino acids. The record is from RefSeq and is a predicted model, not a curated record. Gene Ontology annotation, molecular function: DNA binding; protein binding. Lineage: Eukaryota; Metazoa; Chordata; Actinopteri; Cypriniformes; Cyprinidae. Gene Ontology annotation, biological process: extrinsic apoptotic signaling pathway via death domain receptors; apoptotic process; regulation of apoptotic process. Gene Ontology annotation, cellular component: nucleolus. The transcript is spliced from 8 exons.